Molecule: messenger RNA, 1264 nt
Organism: Cuscuta campestris
Lineage: Eukaryota; Viridiplantae; Streptophyta; Magnoliopsida; Solanales; Convolvulaceae
Source: the annotation of a GenBank genome assembly
AUGUGCAGGAAGAAGUGUGGUCUAUGAUUUGGAAGAUUAAAGUGCCAAGUAAGAUGAAGCUUCUUUUGUGGACUAUCUGCCAUGAGAAGGUGAUGGGAAAUGCCGAGCGAAAGAAAAGAAGACUCACUUCGGAUAGCUCUUGCCCACUUUGCGGCAACGAUGAGACCACCUCUCACAUCUUUAAAACUUGCCCAAAAGCAAGACAAAUUUGGAAUUUUAUUGACAAUGGAGGUAUGGGUUGUAAUGGAGAUCACACGGAAAUGAGGAGAUGGGUUGGCGACAAUUUAAGGAGAAAGAAAGGCAGACACGACAACAAUAAUUGGGCUGCCACUUUUGCCGUCACAUGUUGGUGGAUUUGGAGGUGGCGAAACAACGUUGCCUUCGGUGGGGAUGAUCUUGACACCCAGUAUAAAGUGGCUUGGAUUAAGGGAUCAAUCGCUGAGAUUGAAAGGGCAUUCGACAAAAAUCAGGUAUCAACCCCCUCUUUGAUGAAUACAAGGGAUCCUCUACUAAAAUGGAAUCCGGCAGUUGAUCAUGAAUUCACUCUUAAUGUUGAUGGAAGCAAUAAAGUUAUGGCUAACAGGGUGGGGUGCGGCGGAGUCAUUCGCAACAAUAGAGGAGAAUGGCUUGGUGGUUUUUCCUACAGAACUAGACCAAAUAACAUCGAGGAAAUCGAGGCUAAAGCCAUUGAGAAAGGCAUCCAAUGGGCUUGGGGUAGAGGAGUGAGGGAUCUUGAGGUGCAGUGUGACGCUAGGGAAGUUGUUAAUUGGAUUACAACAUCGACGAGUCUGAGGGGACCCAUGAGCGAUACCAUUAUAGCGAUAAAAAGUUGGACUGACAGAUUCCAUAAAAUCAGCUUUCGAGCCAUCUUUCGUGGACAAAAUAAGGUUGCGGAUCGUCUUGCUAACCUUGGGGCUUUUCAAGACAUAUCAUGGAGAACGUUUGAGGUCCCUACUGCAGAUUUGGAAACCUUGAGUACUGAUGAUAUGAUGAGGGUCACUACUACGCGACACGCUACCACCACUUCUCGAGGCUACUAGCUCGGGGUCUCCCCCUCCUUGUUGAUCAAAAAAAAAAUGUGACACUCCGAUGAAGAAAGUGGAGAUUGUGAUGGUAGUGUCGAGUGACUUAGAAAAAUCAAUCCUUUUUGUGAAAAAAAGCAGCUGCGUCCAAUUUUUUUUAAAGCAAUUGUAAAAAAAAUAUUCCGUAAGACAUUGAAAGGGAGCCCACAUUAUGAGUGGUGAUAUAAAAAGUUGGUUGGCAA